AUGAAUUUCUCUCUCUUCGAGCGGAAACAGUGGCCUCCGUCCUGGUUUACAUCUGGGAGCCAUUCCAUGCCGGGGGUUUGGGCAUGGCGGGUUCUAUCUACUUUCCGUGCCAGUUUCAAAGCUCAGCUGCGGCAGACCGUUCGAUCUCCAUCAGCAGACAAUAAGUCUCGGAGAUUGGCCAUCGUCACGAAAGCCAGCUCGUCAAGCUCAAUCAAAGAACAUCCACUGUUCCAGCCGACAGUUUACUCGACUCAUGCCCCGCUCACGGAGAUCGAUAUCAACCUACACAAAUCCAAUUCUACCUACUUUAUAGACCUGGAUGUUUCCCGGGCCGAGCUAAUGGGGCGCCUUCUAGCACCCGCCUGGCCUAUGGAUAACAUGCUAAUAGAGUACACAGGUCGAGAUGGUGUACAGAAGCGUGAGAAGGUUCAAGGAUCUCCUGCUUUCAUACUCGGUGCCACUUAUACAUCCUUCAAGCGGGAGAUUGGCGCGUAUACCUCGUAUAACGUUGAGUCUCUAGUCCUCGGAUGGGACACGAGAUGGUUGUAUAUUGGUUCUUGGUUUGUUGACAGAAAGGACAAGAAGAAGCUGUAUGCUUGCAGUCUGUCAAAAUAUAUUUUGAAGAAGGGUCGCAUCACCGUGAGACCCGAUUUAUUCCUUAUGGAGGCGGGCUGGAUACCCAGUCAAGAACCCGGCAACGGUGCCAUAGGGGACAGCUGGACAUGGGAUGAGAUUGAGGCACAGAGAAAGCAGGGAAUGGCUAUUGUCGACUCUUGGGGAGAUACAGAUCUACGGCUAGAGAGGGUUUAUUUGGCUGAUGCAAAGUAA
Molecule: messenger RNA, 828 nt
Organism: Talaromyces stipitatus ATCC 10500
Lineage: Eukaryota; Fungi; Ascomycota; Eurotiomycetes; Eurotiales; Trichocomaceae
Exons: 2
Coding region: 1-828 (275 amino acids)
Source: RefSeq, a predicted model, not a curated record